Ochlerotatus camptorhynchus is the source of this 1580-nucleotide messenger RNA. RefSeq lists its product as uncharacterized. The record is from RefSeq and is a predicted model, not a curated record. The coding region runs from base 325 to 1434 and encodes 369 amino acids. Lineage: Eukaryota; Metazoa; Arthropoda; Insecta; Diptera; Culicidae. The transcript is spliced from 3 exons.
GCAAUAACUUAAGGCAGACGUUUUCAAGUCACACGAGCGGCGAGAGUGCUUCAGUUAGCUUCAGUCAUUCCUAAAUUCCCGUUCGCUUUCGCCGUGUGCCAUCAACAGUUCGCAUUAAUUUUGAAUAGUUUUAGCGUAUUAUUUUUUACAUUACCGUACUGUUUUGCGUGUUUCUUUUUUAAUGUUUGUUACAACAUAAUCCAAUUGGUGCAUUGAGUUUGAAUUGUGAUUUGUGAUACAAGAGUUUUCCUAUCUAUUUGGAUUAGUUUCUUAAGUUUAGUGUAAGGGAAGGCAGAAAUCACACACCGAUAAAAGUGCAUUAUCAUGUCGAAACCAAGGGUGCUUAUUCUAGGAGGAUGUGGCUUCAUCGGUCGCCACCUGGUAGACUACCUGGUGUCGAACGAGCUUGCUGAGGUGAUCAAAGUCGUGGACAAAACGCCUCCACAAAUGGCGUGGCUAAACCAGCGGCAUACGGACGCCUUCGCUAGUCCAAACGUUGAGUACUGCAGUGCCAAUCUGAUCAAUCCUGCCUCCUGCCAGAACGCAUUUAAAACGGACGACGGUUCGGGGUGGGAUUAUGUGAUCAAUUGUGCUGCCGAAACGAAGCCGGGUCAAACGGAUGCCGUCUACCAGGAGGGAAUCGUAAAACUGGCCAUGAAUUGUGCCACCGAGGCUGUGAAAUAUCGCGCUAAGCGGUUUGUCGAGCUCAGUACUGGAAGCAUGUGCUCGAGCGAAAAGAUCCCACAGAAGGAGGACUGCCCAGUGGAACCGUGGACCAUGGUGGGUAAAUAUAAAGCUCUAACGGAGCAGGAGCUGGCGAAGGUGGAAGGGUUGAAGUACACAAUUUUGAGAUUGCCGAUAUGCUACGGAGUCGGCGAUAGAAAAGGAUUAACACCUCGUUUAAUUAUAUCUGGAAUAUACAAAUACCUCAAUGAAACAAUGAAACUUUUGUGGACUGAUUCGAUGAAAAUGAACGUUGUUCACGUGGAGGACGUGUGCUGUGCCUUAUGGGAGCUUGUGCAGAACGAACGAACCGUCGGUGAAACGAUCAAUGUCUGUGAUGACAGUGAAGCCACGCAGGAAACCAUUAGUGAUUUACAGGCAGACAUAUUUGGUAUUAAGAUUGAUUACUGGGGAGUUGUCAUGUCUAGCAUGACCAAAGUUGACAUGGCUGGUGCGAUUGAGGAAGUCAAUGAUAAACACCUUGGACCAUGGGCUGAAGUGUGCCAGAAAGAUGGUGUGCUGAAUACUCCACUCACACCGUAUAUGGACCAGGAGCUUUUACUAUACAAGCAUUUAAAUUUAGACAAUAAUAAACUUAAAAGCUAUGGAUACGAGCUAAGACGCCCCAAAAUUACUCGAGAAAGUCUUGAGGAGAUGGUUAGGGAUUUCAUCGCCAUGAACCACUUCCCCAGAUCGCUUCUUGAGGCCUAAUGAGUCAAAGUACUUCGACGAAAUGAAACAUCUUAAGAAACUUAAUUGCUCAAUAUAUCAUCCUUAUAUACGAAGUAAUGAAAGCUAUGUGAUCUCGGUUUUGCAAUUCGGAAAACAGUGUACUGAAAACGAUGCCUAGCAUUAUA